Messenger RNA from Mercenaria mercenaria, 1631 nucleotides. RefSeq lists its product as uncharacterized. The record is from RefSeq and is a predicted model, not a curated record. The coding region runs from base 36 to 1631 and encodes 531 amino acids. NCBI's taxonomy places the organism in Eukaryota, Metazoa, Mollusca, Bivalvia, Venerida, Veneridae. The transcript has 10 exons.
AUCAUUCCUAUACAAGUUACAGUGUGGACUUCACCAUGUCUGACAGAAGUCUAGAUCCGGUACGGUACAGGGCGGCUAGUUUGAAACUGGCGAAUGGGACAGUGAUCUUUAUUGUGGGUACAGGGCGGACGUUCGCACUUUUACCGGCCACACCUACAGUGGCAGGUGAUUGCUAUGCAUCGUACCUGACAGCUAACCCGUUUUCAAUUAACGUCACAAAGACAAACAUGACACACAUUUACUGCUCGGGGUUUUGCCGCGAGAGAAACUACCCACAAGGCGGUGUUCACGGCGAAACAUGUUCGUGUCUGGAUGCGUCUGCUAGUGGACCUACAUUGACAGCAUGCACUGAACCUUGUGCAGGAAACUCUGAUGAAAUGUGUGGAGGGGCUCUACCUCCAGCUAUAAUCUUCAACGCCGUUAAUACAGACAUUGACAUUUCACAGUUAGAUAAACCAUUAACACUGGUGGAGGAAGUACACGUAAAUGGGGAGACUGAGGUGAUAUCGUACCAAUGGGCAAUGCACCUAUACGGAUUCAACGUGACGAUAGCAUCCGUCAACUUGCCGGCCUCUAUCCGUAUGGUUCUUCAUUAUCGUGCCGAACCAUGUAGUGGUACAUUAAUACCGAAUUCGACAUAUGAGAAGACUUUCAGUGUAGCUGCGGUAGAUACAUAUUUUGUACUGGAGAUGGAACCUCUACUUGUACAAUGUGUUUAUAUCUCCCUGUACGACAACAACACAGACAAUGCGACAACAUUUCCAAUAAAUAUGACGAUGAUAUCAAUUGAAAGGCACAAUUUUGUCACGGCCCAGUUCUUUACUAUCGAGGCUUCGUGGCAGACAGCUGAAGAGCAGACGACGCCCACUCCAAGUGAAGAAUGCGAGUGUGAAUGCUGGGUAUAUAAUUUGUUGUACGGAGACUCGCCCUACAACAACCUGUCCUAUAAGCAGAUUGAAGAUGCCCUAAAAAAUGUCACACAGAAGCAUGCAGUUCAAAGCGCGUCGGAACAAUUCCAGCUCAAACGUCCUUUUAUGCAACAUUCACCCCAACCCUGGACUACAGAACUUCUUGAAGAGAUAAAGGAUAUUAAACAAAAGCUAAAGAUCACGGAACAAAUUGAGAAAAUUGUGAACAGCAUUAACGUCAAAGUGUCUGAUCUGGAGUCAAAAUUGAAAUCUCUAGAUACUAGGGUUACUGAAUCAGAAAGUGCAUGCGAGCACAGCAACAAAGAAAAUGAGCAAAACAAAGCAGACAUAAAACGUGCGAAAGGUGAAAUCAAGCAGCUCAAGGAAACGUGUAGAUCUUUAGAAACGGGCUCUAAAUUAGUUUCAGAUACAAAUGAAAAAUUCGAUUCAAAAGUGAUAGACCUUGAAUCAAGGUCUAUGCGAGACAAUCUUGAUAUGGGUAAGAAUGCGUCAGUUAAAAUUCUGAUCGAUCGCGCCGCCAGAGUUGGACACUUCGGCAAAUCUAUGAAACCACGACCAAUCGUCGCUAAGUUUCACUACCCUGCAGAAAGGGAACAUAUGAGAAAAGUUCCAUUUGACUUCACGGAUCAGCUGAAUUCGGCAAAAUUAGGCAUUGGCGAACAGCUUCAGAGGGAGAUCAGGAAGGUUAGAAAACAUCUGUAA